This is a messenger RNA of Blepharisma stoltei, 597 nucleotides long. The record is from the annotation of a GenBank genome assembly. NCBI's taxonomy places the organism in Eukaryota, Ciliophora, Heterotrichea, Heterotrichida, Blepharismidae.
AUGAGACUCUUUGUUCUUUUAAUAGGGUUUAUUUCAGCAUGCAAACUGCCUUGUCUUUUAAGCUGCAAAUCUGAAACCUGCUUGAACGAUUGCGGAUGUAGUACUUCUUCCACCUCAACUAAAAUCAUUGAUUCGAUGGCUAUCACACAGACCAAGAUAUCGACUUUUGAAGGAAUUUCCAAUUGCACCAUGGAAAUCAUAAAAUAUUGCAGCAAAGAACUGCAAAUUGAAGAUAAAAACAAGUGCUUAAUAUCUGCUGGAUGCUCUGAUGAAACCUCAAAAGUAAUUUACACCAAUUGGAUGAAAGCUAAUAUGGACGAAACUGAGUGUAUUGAGUCUUGCACUAAUUAUUGCAAACAGCAAACUACAAUAAACAUAGAUAAAUGCUUAAGCCAAUGUUUAAAAGACCAGUGUGUAAGCACUGAGCCAGAAGAUUCAGAUAAUUCUUUAAAUGCAAUUUAUAAAGCUAAGGAGAGCUCAGUAUUAUCUUAUUGGAAAUUUGCUGCUUUAUCAGUUUUGACUACCCCACUUUUAAUCUUCUUGUAUAAGAGGCUUAAGACAAAAGAAAACUAUGAAGGCUACAUUAGAUUAAAUUAA